AUGAUUUAUAAAGUCAUAGUGAAAGUAUUGGUGAUUACUUUCUCGUUAUCAGUUGGAACUGGGCAAAAAAUAAGACCAUUUAACUUUCCUAAAACGGUGACUUUAGGAGAAAGAGUUACCACGACUUGUGCCACAAAUAGUGGCGAUGAUUUAGUGUAUAAAUGGUAUAAAGACGGUAAAGAAAUUGAUGCAAAUAAAAGAAUUCAAAUAUUAAAUUAUGCGGGAGCAUCUAUGCUGGUUAUCGAAACGGCUGAAAUAAACGAUAAUGGUAAUUAUACAUGCACUGUAAAUUUACCGUCAGCAUCCGAUAGUUACAGCGCUGUACUUAAAGUGUUAGUUCCAGCUCAAUGGAUUAAACAACCAUCUGACCAAGAUAUUGCUAGUGGAGACACAGUUUCAUUUUUAUGCCAAGCUUCGGGUGUACCGCCUCCGAAUAUCAUUUGGAAAAAAGUUUCCCAUUUAAAUCAGAAUAGCCUUGAGACAAUUAUGACUGCUGAUAAUAUUGUUGUCUCAACUAACGGUUCGUUGAUCAUCACUGAUAUAAGAAAAACGCAAGAAGGAUUAUAUAGAUGCGAAGUAUAUAAUGGCGUCGGGGAAGUAUUGAGUAAAGAUAUUUCGAUACGCGUGAUAGAGUUGUACGGAUGA
Centruroides sculpturatus (bark scorpion) is the source of this 645-nucleotide messenger RNA. RefSeq names its product Down syndrome cell adhesion molecule homolog. Gene Ontology annotation, biological process: dendrite self-avoidance; homophilic cell-cell adhesion; axon guidance. NCBI's taxonomy places the organism in Eukaryota, Metazoa, Arthropoda, Arachnida, Scorpiones, Buthidae. Gene Ontology annotation, cellular component: plasma membrane; axon. The record is from RefSeq and is a predicted model, not a curated record. The coding region runs from base 1 to 645 and encodes 214 amino acids. The transcript is spliced from 5 exons. Gene Ontology annotation, molecular function: cell-cell adhesion mediator activity.